This is a messenger RNA of Oryza brachyantha (malo sina), 1160 nucleotides long. RefSeq names its product probable tyrosine-protein phosphatase DSP2. The record is from RefSeq and is a predicted model, not a curated record. Bases 87 to 743 code for a protein of 218 amino acids. The transcript has 5 exons. Gene Ontology annotation, biological process: protein dephosphorylation. Lineage: Eukaryota; Viridiplantae; Streptophyta; Magnoliopsida; Poales; Poaceae. Gene Ontology annotation, molecular function: phosphatase activity. Gene Ontology annotation, cellular component: cytoplasm.
CAGCGCUCAUACCCGCAGCGCACACAAAACCGCCUCCCUCCCUCGUAAUUACGGUUCUGCCCCCCGCCCGCCGUGCGAGCGAAGCCAUGAAGCUGGAGGUCGUGCCGAAGCAGAGGGCCAUGGAGGCCGAGCAGAGGGAGGAGGCCAUGGAGAUGAGCGGCCUGGAGCUGUGGAAGCACGAGAAGCCCGUCAUGUUCUACCUCCCGCCGCCGCCGCCGCCACAGCUGGCGUGUGAGGAGGCGGCGGUGGGGGCGGCGACGACGCUGGUGCCGCCGCUCAACUUCGCGAUGGUCGACGACGGCAUCUUCCGCUCCGGCUUCCCCGCGGCGGCCAACUUCCGGUUCCUCAAGUCGCUCAACCUACGCUCCAUCGUGUACCUGUGCCCGGAGCCGUACCCGGAGACGAACACGGAGUUCCUAGCCAAGAACGGGAUCAAGCUCCACCAGUUCGGAAUCGAGGGGCGCAAGGAACCAUUCGUCAACAUCCCUGACGACAAAAUUCGGGAGGCGCUCAAAGUUGUCCUAGACGUAAGAAACCAACCUCUGCUUAUUCACUGCAAGAGAGGCAAGCACCGCACUGGCUGCGUUGUCGGAUGCUUGAGGAAGCUUCAGAAAUGGUGCUUGUCCUCAGUCUUCGACGAGUACCAGCGUUUCGCCGCAGCGAAGGCGAGGAGCACCGACCAGAGAUUCAUGGAGCUGUUCGACGUCUCAAGCUUGAAGCACCUGACAGCUUCACAAUGUUAACCAAGGGCGAUCGAGCGACCGCUCGCUCGCUCGCUCUUGUCUCCUCCCAAACCUAUCUUCUUCCUGCAGCUACUGAAUCGAUUCAGCAGUGAAUAAUUUUGGAAACCCGUAGAAUGAACCGAAAAAGGAAAAUGUUUGUACUUGAGUUGAGAGUUCUAGUUUCUCCUGCUUAGCUCCCUGCAGAUCCUAAGAACCAGACAGUUGUGGGUAGGAUUGCAAGAGGUUUUUCCCAUUCUUUUUUCUUGGUAACUCUUGCGAGGAAUUCACCAUUUGUUUUCGGGUACUGAAACUGUACUCGAGCAGCAUUGCUCGGCGGGAAUGAACUUUCUCUCGAUGCAAAAAAAAAAAGGCUUGGUUAGCUCUUCUUGCAUGGAUUAUGGAUAUAUAAUCAUGUAUAUUAAUCGCAAAAUUUCAGCA